AUGCAUCUAGAGCCGAACAUAAUGGAUGCGUUCCAUAACGAAUUUCCUCAAACGCCGGAUGAGUACUACGCCGCUCAGCUGGAAACAGAUCAGAUUGACCACUUUGAGGGCCUUCUUGCCGAUGAACAACGUCCGCGUUACGUUCCUCCUCAAGAGACAGAAAAUGGUCUGUUGUAUGCUCAGCAGCUAGCAGAGCAGGAUCGAGCAUUGCAGUUGUCGUCUGAUCUGGACCCGUUCAUCGAUGAGUACGAACGGACAGCGCGCGGUGAGGAAGCCUUCGACGACCAGAACGACUCGAAUUACCAACGAGCACAACAGGCUGCUUCUCCUGCUUUUAUUCCGGCACUAUUAGCUCCUUUGUCUACUCCACCAGCUCCAGCCGCUCAGCUGAACCAGAACUACCUGUAUUACCCGCGAAUACCAAAUCAGGCUGCUCAUCCUGCUCAUCCUGCUCCUUUUCCGACACCGCACGCACCGAUAGGUCAACCCUUCAGGAUGGAAGCGCAGGAAGGUGAAAUUUUCAGGCAAGUGAUGAUUCGACGAGAUGAAUGGCGGCAGCAGCAGCGGAUCGACUAUAGAGCUCCUCUGUCUGCACCGCCCGCUCCAGUCGCUCAACCAUCUCUAGUCGUUCAACCAUCUCAAGCCAGCGCUACUCCAGCAAACCGACCAUGGCUCAAGUACCCUGACGACGAGAUGUCAAUUGAACUGCGCAAAUCCAUCUCGAAAAACAGAUUCGGUCCUCUCAAGCGAAGCCAAGGGGCCACGUCUUUCAGAGACCAGACCUCAGCCGGCAUUCCCACAGGCACCGCCCGAUCAAUGGACUUGGACACUCUCGGUAACAACCUGAGGACGAACCGGUACAACUCUCUCCGUGACCUCAUGAGAGACUUUUACCGCAUUGUUGAGGACUGCGAAUCCGCGUUUCCAGAGGGACAUCGCAUGAGAGAGGAUGCCCGUAGCAUGGAGCACUAUUGGUGGUGGGCGACGACGGAUUUGAGAUUGCCUUGA
Pseudocercospora fijiensis CIRAD86 is the source of this 1008-nucleotide messenger RNA. RefSeq lists its product as uncharacterized. The record is from RefSeq and is a predicted model, not a curated record. The coding region runs from base 1 to 1008 and encodes 335 amino acids. The transcript has a single exon. NCBI's taxonomy places the organism in Eukaryota, Fungi, Ascomycota, Dothideomycetes, Mycosphaerellales, Mycosphaerellaceae. Gene Ontology annotation, molecular function: protein binding.